This is a messenger RNA of Tachysurus vachellii, 3659 nucleotides long. It is a transcript of the gene tprg1l, whose product is annotated as tumor protein p63 regulated 1-like. Bases 127 to 984 code for a protein of 285 amino acids. The transcript is spliced from 6 exons. The record is from RefSeq and is a predicted model, not a curated record. Gene Ontology annotation, cellular component: cytoplasm. NCBI's taxonomy places the organism in Eukaryota, Metazoa, Chordata, Actinopteri, Siluriformes, Bagridae.
CCUACUAAGCAAAACAAGCUUCUGCAGAGAGCAUUCUGCCUUCUCCUGCAGGAAAACUAGCAGGGUUGUGAUUAUCUGUAUAAAAUAAAGCUAGUAUUGCUGUUGGUUAUAAACGUUAAGAGUAACAUGCUUCAGCUGAAUGACUCUGUGGAGCCGGAGAGUCCAGGGGCGGCGGUUCUGCAUGCUGACGGCAUUGAGGAAGCGCUAGACGGGCUGGAGGUGGCGUUCAGUCCGGGGCCUGAGGCCCAGCCUAUGCUCGGCUUCGGAGCUGCUGUAGCCUGCUGCUCUCCACUCCAAAAACUCACACCUUUUCACGUCCACAACCCAACCCUCCGUGCAAAAGUGAAGGAUUACUUCGUGUUUAGGCCAGGAACCAUAGAGCAGGCGGUGAACGAUAUCCGUACGGUGGCUUUACCUUCAGAAGACGGCGAGGUUCUGAGUGUGUGGCUCUUAGCAGAAGUUGAUCACUGGAACAAUGAGAAGGAGAGACUGGUGCUCAUAACCGAGAGGUCCCUUCUGGUUUGUAAAUAUGACUUCAUAAACUUGCUGUGUCAGCAGGUCAUCAGAAUUUCCUUAAACGCUGUGGACACCAUUUCAGUCGGAGAGUUCGAGUUUCCACCAAAAUCUCUGAAUAAGAGAGAGGGCAGUGGCGUUCGUGUGCAUUGGGAUAAACGACCGAGACCUACUUUUCUAAACCGCUGGAAUCCCUGGUCCACCGACAUGCCCUAUGCCACCUUCACAGAGCACCCCAUGGCCCACGCUGAUGAAAAGGUGGCUUCCCUUUGCCAGCUGGAGAACUUUAAAACUCAGCUGAUCCAGGCAGUAAAGAGAGCCCAUAAGGAGUUUCCGAUCCCGGGCCGGUCUAACGGAGUGCUGCUGCUGGAGCGGCCGCUGAUCAUCGAGACCUACCUAGGCAUCAUGUCCUUCAUCAACAACGAGGCCAAACUGGGCUACUCCAUGACCAGAGGCAAAAUCGGCUUCUAGUUUAUCAUGGCUAACCUGCGUUGCUGCACUUGAAUAUGUUGAGCUCCAUGAAUCCCUUUUGUGUUGCUUGCUGGAUUUCAGUGGAGGGUGAAGCGUGCCCCUCUUCAUGCCACCAGUGUGACUCGUUGGCUCCUCAGCAUGUGCCUAGAAGCAUCCGAUGCCAACAUCGAUGCCCCUUUACUGGGCUUGUGCCAUCCUGCUUCAUUUUGGUGUCCUACUCUACUAUGUGUAUUUUUUUUAACAGUAUGUUGAGGUGGGAUUCGGAGUGUGCGUGCUGGAGCGCUUUACAGGUAGCAGAUUAGGAUCCAGUGUUUGCUAGAAUCUUAGGUAUUAGCCAUAAAAAAUAUUAGCGUAAUUCACCACAUCCCUUUUGUUAACAUGUUCUGUCAGGUCUCCAGAUUAUUGAUGAGGACAGAACAAUGGAAAACGUUCAUUGUCAGUAAACAGAAGAACAGCCAUAAUUUCAGUAUUCCUCUAAAGGCAGACAACAUACAAACUGUGCCAGCGUCUACAGUACAUAUUCGCCUUAGCGUUCACAAGUUUUCAAGGUUGCUAUGACGAUACAGCAGUCAGCCUAAAUGUCGGUAAUAUUUCCAGUUCAUUGAAGGGGUAAAGGCGCUAGAUGUAACGGAUACACGUUUGUUUCUUGUAGUGGUUCAUUUUUUUGCGUCAUGGUCUUUUGAGCCAGGAAAUUCCAUGAAAGUGUGUGAAUGAAUUGAUUGAUUAAUAAGCAGUCACACCAGUGCUGUUUUCUUUCUUCUUGCUUGCCGAACAUCUAGACAACAAAAACAAAUUAGCUAGGCUAACUUUACCCCAACAUUCUCUCCAAAAUCACAUACAAUCGUUCCGCUGUAUAAAGCCUAUACGCAUAGCUGGUUAAACACUGCUCUAUCAGUUCAUCCACUGCAUUUUAUUUAUCACUUCUUCUGUUUGCAUGGACCAAUCCUGUCCAUUAUCUUGCCUAAAUUUCUGUCCCUGCCUGCAGGUUUGGUAAUAAUUAAUAUUUAAUGUGCACUUUGAAGGUUUCAGUAGCAGGUAGAAGUAAACAACUUUCUUUUGGAUGCACUGAAACUACUAGUGUUGUCAUGGAUAAGCUAGAAUUAUGAGAAAUUUCAAUGAAAAACGCCUGUUAAUACGUUUACUUAAAUUCUAUUUGCCUCAGAAAUAUCUCAUAAAAAGUACUAAUUAAUCAUUAUCCUACUACUGUUACUAAAUUCAUUUUAAAAGCCUAACGUAAUUUUAAACAAACUGUAAUAUUUGAAAGCCAUUCUUAAAACAAGAAAUGUGACACUCAUCAGUGCUUUGUGUGUGUGUGUGUGUGUGUGUGUUCCACCGCUUGCUCUAGCCAGGUACAGAAGGAUAGUCCAACGCAUAGAUUAAUUCAUGUGUGAAUUCAGCUCUCAUUAACCAGGUCAGUGAUGUAGAAUUUUGUUGAACCAGACUGCUCAUGCAGAGAAGUUUGUAUGAAGCUCAUAAAGCUGAUGAUAACGUUAAUAACAUCUCCUACAGAACUCUGCUGCAAGCUUGUCAGUACAGUCCACAAAAAGUGUUGUUCUAUUAUAAGUGUAUUCAUUAUCACUUAUGAAUUUAAAUGGAAAAUUCACUGUGAAUGAUUUGCAUAAUUAUGUUUAGAAUGAACUUUUUCAGUGAUAUUCAGAGAUUUCUUUUGUAACUCACUUGAACUUUUUUUUUCCUUAUUAAGCUUUUUUCCACUCUUUACAAUUACCCACAAUGCCAUUCGUCUACCAGUAGUGCCACUGGGGAUUUAGCAGCGCUUUAACUCCUUUAGUUUGUCCAGGUUUCUCCCCUUGUCAUUUGUACACUAACAAAAGAAAAAGAACUAAUUUCUCAAAGGAACAACGAAAAUAUAGCACCAACCAACGUAUCUGCACCACUUUCGCUAAACACAUCACAGAUAUUUGUAACGUGAAGAUUUUGUUUCUAACACUGGUGUGUUUCCUUUCCUUCAACACAUUCUGUCACACUUCAUAGUGAAAUCAGUGCACUUCGGGGCGACUUUCAGCAAAAAUGUACCCUUAACUGUAACUAACGUGGCUCAGUUUGUGACGUUAAUCAGGGCUCAGGUUAGGAGAGUAAUUCUCUAAAAGGAUGCAAAUGAGGGUUAGGAGCUUCAUCCUAUCCAGAGAUGAUUAGUGGAGAUGCGUUAAUACGGGUUCCUUACUAGGUUCUUUGCUUGUAUGCACUUUUACUAGUUUAUUUUUUCCCCUCUCUCUGUACAAUGUUGUGUGUUUUGUAUCAAACCUUUUAAUGAUUGCACUGUUUAAAGGAUUUUUUGUUUGUUUUUGUACAAAUGUAAAGUAUUGCAUGUGAGCUGUGCAUGCGAUUAACUGUGUAAAAAGUGGUUGUGUGUACGCUAUAUGUGUAAGCUGCUUGUUGCUUCAAAUCACCUUUACAGAUUUCACGCAUGAUCUCUGACAAAAUAUUUCUAAUUAAUACUAAUAGCCACUGAUUCAAAAAUACUGUCACUCCUCAAUUUCUUGACGUCUAACUACUGGACCCAAAUUCUAUACGAUUAUUAGUCAGUAUUGAACCUUUUCAUGCUUCAGGUUGGUUUAUGGGAGUCAGACUCAGCAUUGUGGUCUACAUGUCGGUUCUGUGGAUUUGUACUGUAACAAUACUCAUGCUCAGACUUAUUAAAAUUGCUCUACAUUCUU